Molecule: messenger RNA, 1437 nt
Organism: Bipolaris maydis ATCC 48331
Lineage: Eukaryota; Fungi; Ascomycota; Dothideomycetes; Pleosporales; Pleosporaceae
Product: Fibrillarin-domain-containing protein
Biological process (GO): box C/D sno(s)RNA 3'-end processing; rRNA methylation
Cellular component (GO): box C/D methylation guide snoRNP complex; nucleolus; small-subunit processome
Molecular function (GO): RNA binding; rRNA methyltransferase activity; histone H2AQ104 methyltransferase activity
Source: RefSeq, a predicted model, not a curated record
CAUCGCUCUAUCGCGACACCCAGUAUCCACACCCACUUCAACGCGCAAUAUCGCUGCGCACCGAGUGGAAUCACAUAUCACGACCUUUUCAUCUCCAUAAGCUUCAACGAAAACUCCGAACCUAGUAGCAAUGGCCUUCACUCCCAGAGGUGGUCGCGGUGGUGGUCGUGGCGGUGGUGACCGUGGCGGUCGCGGUGGCUUCACUCCUAGAGGCGGACGUGGUGGAGGCCGCGGCGGUGGUGAUCGUGGUGGCCGCGGCGGAGGCCGUGGUGGUGGCCGUGGUGCUCCACGAGGCCGCGGUGGUGCUCGCGGCGGUGGUCGCGGAGGCGCGCGUGGAGGAGCCAAGGUUAUUGUCGAGCCCCAUCGCCAUGCAGGUGUCUUCGUCGCUCGCGGCAAAGAAGAUCUUCUCGUCACCAAGAACCUGACCCCCGGAGAGUCCGUCUACGGAGAGAAGCGCAUUAGCGUUGGCGCCAGCGCCGCAAAGGACGGCGAGACCGAGGCCAGCAGCACCGAAUACCGUGUUUGGAACCCCUUCCGUUCCAAGUUGGCUGCUGGUAUCUUGGGUGGUGUCGACAACAUCUAUAUGGGCCCUGGCUCCAAGGUGCUCUACCUUGGUGCUGCUUCAGGCACAUCAGUCUCCCACGUCGCCGAUAUCGUCGGUCCUGAAGGAACUGUCUUUGCCGUUGAAUUCUCCCACCGCUCCGGCCGUGAUCUGAUCAACAUGGCAACCCACCGCACCAAUGUCAUCCCCAUCGUCGAGGACGCCAGGCAUCCAUCGAAAUACAGGAUGCUUUUGGGCAUGGUCGACUGCAUCUUCGCUGAUGUUGCUCAGCCCGAUCAAGCACGUAUUGUUGGACUCAACGCCGGCAUGUUCUUGAAGGUUGGUGGCGGUAUCGUCAUCUCCAUCAAGGCCAACUGUAUCGACUCCACGGCCGCUCCCGAGGCUGUGUUCGCACAGGAAGUCGCCAAGCUACGAGAGAUGGGCAUCAAGCCCAAGGAGCAGCUUACCCUUGAGCCUUUCGAGCGUGACCACGCCAUGGUUGUGGGUGUCUACCAGCGUUCGCAAUAAACGGGGCUAGGUGCGAUGGGCUGACGGCGCUUUUUCUUAUCUGAACGAUGCAUGCAAUGUGGUCAUAUACCUGUACUUUCAUGGAACUUGGUGUUUCUCAGGCGUCAUGUGGGGAAUCUUUUGUUUUGAUAAAAGAUCUAUGGAUGCGAUUUGGACUGUUCGAUUGAACGAGCCUCUGAAAAAAAUGCGCCGUGAUGUUUAUCUUGGUGCAUCGAGAACAUGAGCCUGGGUUGCAGCUUUGGCCUUUGCACAGCUGCUGUCACGAUUCAGCAGCGUUGAAAAAUGUAUUGUGUUCAAUUAGCUUUGAUAUUGGGAUUUUUCUCAAACAAAAUAGGCUUCUUAUCUCCGAUGAAUCCUAGUAAUUCCCA